This is a messenger RNA of Cololabis saira (Pacific saury), 1976 nucleotides long. RefSeq names its product LHFPL tetraspan subfamily member 2a (gene lhfpl2a). Gene Ontology annotation, cellular component: membrane. The record is from RefSeq and is a predicted model, not a curated record. Lineage: Eukaryota; Metazoa; Chordata; Actinopteri; Beloniformes; Belonidae.
UGAGAGGAGCGCCGGAGUCAGAGCGGACAAGCCACAUCUCCAGGAGAGCUGGAUUAAGUACAGAACAAUGGAGACAGGUGUGUCUGAUGUGACGCCAGCGGGCUGGCUCAGGGAACACGACUUCAAUACAAUGUAGACGCCAAAAACCCGGCAGCCGAAGAGUCUGAAGACCGACCCGACAAGAAAGCUCGAGGAGGAGUAACGACAGCUGCGCCAAAUCAACACCAGCAGAGGAGGAGAAGAAGUCCCGACAAGUGGGGAGCGAAAGAGGGAAAGCAUUGGACUGAAUCAUUGACGUGGAUCGAGGAUCACAACCUCAGCUGCUGGUGUUUUUAAGGGUUAUCUACCCACAAUCCACCGUUUCAUCUCGCAGCAGCCCCGAAAUCUGAGCACAGACGCAUCAUGUGCCAUGUCAUCGUCACCUGCCGCUCCAUGCUGUGGACUCUGCUGAGUAUCGUGGCCGCCUUCGGGGAGCUCAUUGCCUUCAUGAGCACGGACUGGCUGGUGGGGUAUCCCCGCACGCCCGACGCCGUCUACGGCCCCCAUGGGGCCACGGCAGCGGGCGAGGCCUAUAGGCCCACGUUGGGCAUCUACGGCCGCUGCAUAAAACUGCCACACAUGCAGCGGGGGAUUCUGUGCGGCCCGUACGCCGUUCACUUCGGGGAGAUUGCCAGCGGGUUCUGGCAGGCGACUUCCAUCUUCCUGGCGGCGGGGAUCCUGCUGCUGUGCGCCGUGGCAUUCAUCUCGGUCUUCACCAUGUGCUUCCAAAGUAUUAUGAAGAAGAGCAUCUUCAAUGUGUGUGGACUGCUGCAAGGAAUCGCAGGUCUGUUCCUGAUCCUGGGUCUGAUGCUGUACCCCGCCGGCUGGGGUUCGGACAAGGUCCAGCUGUACUGCGGCCCGGACGCAGCCCCGUACCGGGCCGGGCUCUGCUCCAUGGGAUGGGCCUUCUACACCGCCAUGGGCGGCACCGUGCUAACCUUCGUAUGCGCCGUCUUCUCCGCUCAGGCCGAGAUCGCCACCUCCAGCGACAAAGUUCAGGAGGAGAUAGAGGAGGGCAAGAGCCUGAUCUGCCUCCUGUGAGGCGUUUCUGAGGUGGAGUGGAAGAAGGAUGAGGUGGAGGCGGGGCAAGUGAAGACCAAGCCCUGCUCUCCUGUUGUUUCUCUUGAGGCUGGCCCAUGAAGUGGAGGCCGCUGCUUUGUUUACCACUAAAACUGACUCCUAUUUUGUCUCUGUCUUUUGUGUUUAUGUGGGAGAAACUUACAAGUGCCAAGUUUUUUUUCUCUCAGAGUGUCAUCUUCGUCUCUGACACUAGAGGUGCUCGGUCUGUUUUGAAUUUUUUUUGAAUGUCUGUCACCGCAUGUGCUGUAAAUAAAUGUGAUUUAAAUGUAUUUUGUACAUAGAUUCGAUUGCAAAAUGAUAGUCGGCUUGAUCCAGGCUGGGCUAAUGAUGUCACUCUUGCCACUCUUGUUUAAAAAAAAAAAAAAAAAAAGAAAAAAGAAAGAAAUGAAAAAUACUGGUGUUUUCGUCACCAGAACACAACCAGCAAACCUGGAUCUUGGAACCGUUUGCCACGUGUGAGUGUUAACUCAACAAGGGAACCACUACUCAGUCAGAAUAAGCAGCCUUAAGCUUGGCGUGGAUGUCUUUCAGAGCACACAGAAUGUACUAUUUGAAUGAUUUAUGUGUUUGUAGACCCUUGAAAUGUAUCUGUGGAAAGGAUUAUCCUCCAGGACUGCGUGGAGACGAGCAAAGGAGGCUCUGGAGUGAAUUCUUGUCCUAUCCAAACCGAUGUCCCGUGAAGGAUCCGGUCCCUCCUCCAGCAGACAGACAUCAUGGACUGAACAAUGAGGACUCGCGGACAAAUGAAGUAUUGCUGUUGUUAGUAGCGUCUGGUUUCAGGGAGUGCGUGUCGACUCUUAGAUAGGACAGUAUUCUGAUUUGUUUCUGCCAAACAAAUAAAGAGAAGGGAAAACUAA